Messenger RNA from Brenthis ino (lesser marbled fritillary), 3462 nucleotides. Lineage: Eukaryota; Metazoa; Arthropoda; Insecta; Lepidoptera; Nymphalidae. The record is from the annotation of a GenBank genome assembly.
AUGGUAGAAGGGGAAACCAAUAAAGCUACUAUUGACACUGUGCAAGUUGCACUUAGGAUAAGACCUUUGAUGCGAAAUGAAAUCGAUAGAGGUUGUGACGAAUGUAUUGAUGUGGUGCCAGGAGAGCCACAGGUGCAAAUUAAAGAUUUAUCAUUCACUUACAAUUAUGUUUUUCCUCAACAUAUAAAUCAAGAAGAAUUUUAUGACACUGCCGUUAAAGGACUCAUUGGAAAACUUUUUCAAGGUUAUAAUGUAACAAUAUUGGCAUAUGGCCAGACAGGCUCUGGCAAAACCUAUACUAUGGGAACAAAUUAUUCUGGAUCUGAUGGUGACUCUACAAAAUUAGGUGUAAUUCCCCAAGCUGUAGCUGAUAUAUUUGAUUUCAUAGAGCUGCAUGAAGACAAGUUUAUAUUUAAAGUGAGUGUUUCAUUUAUGGAACUGUACCAGGAACAAUGCUAUGAUUUACUCUCUGGAAAGGAAAGGAACCACAGCAUUAUUGAGAUUAGAGAAGAUGUCAACAAGGGAGUUAUUUUGCCAGGUAUUACUGAAUUACCAGUGACAUCAACAAUGGAAACUAUGAUGGUUUUAGAGCGCGGUUCAUCGGGACGUGUCACGGGAUCCACAGCUAUGAAUCAAGCAUCUAGUAGAAGUCAUGCCGUGUUUACUAUUGUUAUAGCCAAAGAGAGCCGAAGUGACAAGAACAUAGCAACAACAUCAAAGUUCCAUUUAGUGGAUUUAGCUGGUUCUGAACGUAUUAAGAAGACGAAAGCGAGUGGGGAGCGCUUGAAAGAAGGAGUUAAGAUUAACCAAGGAUUGCUUGCUUUGGGCAAUGUGAUAUCAGCACUUGGAGAUGGUACCAACAGAAGCUUCAUUAGCUAUAGAGAUAGCAAGCUUACUAGAUUAUUACAAGACAGUCUGGGCGGCAACUCGCUGACGUUGAUGGUGGCGUGCGUAAGCCCCGCGGACUACAACCUGGACGAGACGGUGUCCACGCUGCGGUACGCGGACCGCGCGCGUCGCAUACGCAACAAGCCCAUCAUCAACCAGGACGCGAAGGCUGCGGAGAUACUCAGGUUAAAUAACUUAGUAAAUGAACUCAGACUUCAACUACUUGGCAAGUUACCUACUAUUAGCGAACAGAAUAAUGAAAAAUUACAAGAAGAGCUUGACAAAGAGAAAGUUAAAUAUGCAGAACUUCUUAAAAAACACAAACAAGUUACAGAACAUUUAAGCAAUAUGUUGAUAGAAAAUACAAACUUAUGUGAGAAGGCACUGUUAGCUGAGGCGGCUAAAGACAAAAUUGAAAGGAAACUUAAUGAAUUGACCGAACAGUGUAAUCAGACUAUAGAAAAUCUCAACAUGACUGAACCAUCUCAAGAUGAUAAUCAAAAGAGAACAUCUGUAGUGGAUUAUUUGAAGGAAGUAAAAUCCAGAUUAGAAGACUUACAAUCAGUUAAUUUGAAGACCAAUGAAGAGUUGAUAGAUCAUGAGAUCAAGUUGUCCUUUGUAAAGGAGGAUGGUGAUGGGGAGAAGGUGGAUGAUGAUGUGUUAAUGAAUGAAGAUCAGGCAGUCAUGGAGGAAGAGAAGAGGGCUAUGGGUCAGGUGGCGUUAAAUCAAGAAUUGCAAGAGCUCAAUCGUGCUAUGGCCAUCAAGGCGUCUGUGGUCCAAGCUAUACUUGCUAGCAACAAGGAAAUGCUAGACGGACAUAAUAAUUUGAAAGAAAAUGAAGAGAAAAUAUCUAAAUUAGAAAAGGAAAGGGAUGAAUUAUUGCAACAAUUGAAGCAAUCCAAGACUAAAGAUCCAUCCCACGAAGAGCGACGAAAUAAGGUGUCGACUCUGGAGUCUGAGAUAAGCGAUUUGAAGAAGAAAUGCCAGCAACAAGCCAAUAUCAUUAAGAUGAAGGAGAAAAACGAGGCUAAGAUUGCUUCCCUCAAUGCUGAGUUACAAGCUAUGAAGUCUACUAAGGUGAAGAUAAUCCGGCAGAUGCGCGAGGAGAGCGAGAAGUUCCGCAAGUGGAAGGCGGACAGCGAGCGAGCGCUGCUGCGCCUGCGCAACGAGGACCGGAAGCGCGCCACCGCCAUGGCCAAGAUGGAGUCGCUGCACGCCAAGCAGCAGAACGUGCUCAAGCGCAAGAUGGAGGAGGCCGUCGCGGUCAAUAAACGGCUCAAGGAAGCUUUAGAUAGGCAAAAACAUACUGCAAUGAAGAGAAACGCAAAAGGCAGCGUGAAGGCUGGCGCGGUGCAGCAGUACAUCGAGCAGGAGUUGGAAGUGCAGCUCAGUAUUGUGGAGGCUGAGAAAUCUUUGGAAGAACUUAUGGAAUACAGGGCGUGGAUAACAGAACAAAUAGAAAAUCUUCGUAGUAGCCCCGACGAUGAGGCCAAUAGGAAGAAGAUUGCGGAACUUGAAGACGACCUCGCUUUACGCAAGGCGCAAAUAUCUGACUUGCAACAAAAGAUUUUGACCGCUGAUCAGGAAAACAAAUCUCGUAUCCAAUGGGAUAAUAUACAAUCAAUGCUCGAAGCCAAGGUAGCACUUAAGUGCCUAUUUGAGUUACUGGUUGAUUCCAAGAGAGAACUACAAAACCAAAGUGAGAAAGGUUACCAGGCGAGGUAUGAAGAGAUUAAAGAAUCCUACGACAGGCUUAUGGUGGAAUUUGAUAGUAACAAAACAGAAUUUGAACGGCAACUUGCGUCUAUAAAACUACAAAAUGAACAGAAGUUAAGCGCGCUGGUGGCGCUCCAGCGCGGCGUAGUGGGGCGCGGCGACCGCGGCGAGGCAUGCAAGCACCUGCAGAACGUCAUCCAGUACCAGCAAGACCGGCUCGAGCAGGUGGAACAGGAGAAUAAAAAAUUAGCAGAUGAACUUGAAGAGCUGCGGAAUGCGGGCAAGAAAGCAAAGAAACGAUCUAAAAAAGAGACCAACUCUGACACUUUGAAAAUCGUCGAGUAUGUAGAGCCCACUGAUGAAGAGGACGAUGAAUUCGAAGACCCGAACAAGGAUCCGGAUUGGCGCGCUACACCACUGUUCAAACGUAUUCAGGCACAACGAUCCCGCCUCACAAUGAACUUCACACCGGCUGACACGUCCUCGGACACGUCCGCGGUCGCAGCGGUCCCCGCGCGGGCCGUGAAGCGCGGCAGCGACGGCUCCCCGCACUGCACUUGCAGAGGGAGUUGCUCCACUAAGAUGUGUGGAUGUGUGAAGUCGGAGAAGGGCUGUGGAGGCUCGUGCAGGUGUCAACCGGAACUGUGCAAGAAUAGGCGACGUGUGUCCUCCGAUAGUGAGGAUAAGGAGAAUAAUCCGUCCAGCACCGAACAUUCACUUAACACAACACCACGUUCUUCCUAUUUUGAUAAACGAGAUCAUCACCUUGAUGCUACAUUUGUAAAGAAAAAGAAAAGCUAUUUUUUCCCAGAAGUUGCGGCAAAUAAUGACGCUAAAGAUAAUAUUGUGAAGACUGAA